GUGAUGUCCUGGCCCGGAUUCCAGCUUCCCGCUUUAAUCCGGACGGAUUCCAUCACCAGGAUGGACGCCACCACGGUAGCACCAACGCCGACAAGGCAUACAUGCUUCAAGAGGACAUCCGUCGUUUUGACAAUGCCUUCUUUGGGAUCCGGGCCGAAGAGGCCGAAUCCAUGGAUCCGCAGCAACGUAUCCUGCUCGAGGUUGUGUUUGAGGGCCUUGAAUCGGCGGGCUACUCGAUCCAGCAGCUCCGUGGCUCAUCAACGGCCGUCUACGUUGGCCAGCUGAAUGGCGACUUUUACGAUGUUGUGCUGCGCGAUGUGGAUAGCGCACCGCGCUACACGGCUACAGGCACGGCGCGAAGCAUCAUGUCCAACCGUGUGUCGUACUUUUUUGACUGGAAAGGCCCGUCCAUAACCAUUGACACGGCCUGCUCGUCCAGUCUGGUUGCCGUGCACCUCGCCGUGCAGGCUCUUAGGAGUGGCCAGUCGUCCGUCGCGGUCGCCGCCGGCGUCAACCUCCUGUUAGGCCCUGAGCAGUUCAUAUUUGAGUCGAAGCUUGGAAUGUUGUCCUCGCGAGGCCGGUGUGCCAUGUGGGACGCCAGCGCCGACGGCUAUGCUAGAGGAGAAGGCAUCGCCGCUGUGAUUCUCAAGCCACUUUCACAGGCGUUGAAGGACGGCGACUCGAUCGAGUGUGUGAUACGAGAAACCGGCGUUAACCAAGACGGCCGCACCAACGGCAUCACCAUGCCCAGCGCGACUGCACAGGCGGAUUUGAUCCGGUCGACAUAUUCCCGGUGCGGCCUCAACCCCCUUGCCCCCGAAGGCCGCCCCCAGUAUUUCGAGGCUCACGGCACGGGUACGCCAGCCGGUGACCCGGUCGAAGCGCAAGCCGUGCAGUCAGUAUUUUUCCCUACCGACAGAGUACAACAAGACGGCCGUGACGCCAGCCUUACAGAUCCCCUCCCCGUGGGCUCUAUCAAAACCAUCAUUGGACACACAGAGGGAACAGCGGGACUAGCUGGUCUGCUCAAAGCGGCCUUGGCCAUCCAACACGGCAUCAUCCCACCCAAUAUGCACUUCCAGUGCCUCAACCCUGCCGUCCAGCCCUUCUAUGGGUCUUUGUACAUUCCCACAACGCCACAGCAAUGGCCGGCCCUGCCGAAGCACGUCCCCCGGCGUGUCAGCGUCAACAGCUUCGGCUUCGGCGGGACUAACUGCCACGUCAUCGUCGAGGGUUAUCAGACCGAGACCGAGAAGGAAAGCAGCCAUCUGGAGCCGUGCGGCCCAGUGGUGAUCUCGGCCAAUUCUGCCCACUCUCUUGUCUCGGCAGUGGCCUCGCUUUCUCAGGCCCUGCAGACAAAGACGAUAAACCUCGCCGAUCUUGUCUGGACGCUCCAGGUGCGGCGGUCCGAGUUCCCGUUCAAGGCCAGCUUUGCUGCCUGUAGCACACAAGAACAACUCAGCCGGCAGCUCAGCGACUGGCUCGCCGGCAACCGAGCCGACAACGCCUCCAGCCUUCAGCUUGCCCGAAGCCGGCCUCUCCCACCACAAACGCGGCAACCUCCUAUUCUCGCCGUCUUCACGGGCCAGGGUGCACAAUGGCCUCGUAUGGCGUCGGGACUGCUUGAUAAGUCGCGGCGUUUCCACCAAACCAUCGAGUCGCUCGAAGACGCUCUUGCCUCGCUCCCCGAUGCGCCGUCGUGGUCUCUGAAAAUGGAACUCCGAGCCCGGGCCGAGACGUCUCGCAUCCACGAAGCCGCCAUUUCCCAGCCCAUUUGCACCGCGGUCCAGAUCGCACUUGUGGAUUUGCUGUCUGCUGCUGGGAUCCGGUUCACCAGGGUCGUCGGCCACUCGUCAGGAGAAAUCGCUGCUGCCUAUGCGGCCGGCUACCUAACCGCCCGAGACGCAAUUUGCAUCGCCUACUAUCGCGGAUUGGCCGCUCUCCGUGCCGCGGGCUCCGGCAGGAUGCUGGCGGCUGACAUGACGCUGCGAGAGGCAGAGCUCUUUUGCGCCCGGCGCCGGUUCGAGGGCCGACUCGCCGUUGCUGCGUGCAACUCACCGUCUAGCGUUACCCUGUCGGGCGAUGCCGAUGCCGUGGACGAGGCCCUGCGCGUCCUGGUGGAUGAAGAAGGCGUCUUUGCAAGGGCUCUCAAAGUCGACACCGCGUAUCACUCACACCAUAUGGUUCGUUGCAGCCCUGAAUACAGAGAGAGCUUGGAGAGAUGUGCAAUUGUACCUUUGGAUCCGGCAGAAAAGGGACAGGGCUCUUGUGCCUGGUAUUCCAGCGUGCAUCCGGGGGCGGCUGUCGAUCGCAAUUCGCUUAGUUGCAACUAUUGGAUCGAUAACAUGACGAACCCGGUGCUGUUCUCGCAGAGCUUGGAAGCGGCCUUGUUGGAUAGCACAUCCCGGUCAUCGCCAGAGACUGUCGUUGCGCUGGAGGUCGGCCCGCACCCCGCCUUGCAGCGGCCGGCCACCGACACGGUACGGGCCAUGGGUCUCGAGGUCGCCUACUCUGGCGUUCUGCGAAGGGGUAUGGACGACAUGGAAGCCAUGUGCACCGCCCUAGGCUUCGUCUGGACCCAGUUUUACGGGGGGUCGGGACGGCUUGUGGAUUUUGAAUGCUUCAGGUCGGCCUGCCUCGGGAAUCAGGACCAGUCCCCGAAACCUCGCUUGUGCAAGGACUUGCCGACCUAUUCGUGGGAUCACGAGCGGCCGCUGUGGAUGGAAUCUCGCCGCUCCAAUUACUUCCGCACCCGCAACAUCCGCCCGCACCCGCUUCUUGGGAACCGUCUCCUCAACACCCAGCCAGCCGAGCUCCGGUGGCGCAACAUUUUCAAGCUGAGCGAGUUGGCAUGGCUCAAAGGACACAAAUUCCAGGGUCAGGUUCUUUUCCCGGCCCAGGGAUAUGUUAGCAUGGCGGUUGAGGCUUGUCUCGCCUUUGCAGAAAACACUGCAGUACAAAUGAUCGAGCUCGAACAGCUCGUCAUCCACCGCGGUCUUGCUCUCCAAGGAGACGACGAGUUCUCUGGCACCGACGUGUUCUGCACCUUGACCGUUUCCAAGCGCGGCGAGCAGCAAAUCGACAUUGAUUUCAACAUCUGCAGCGCCCAAGUGGACGCCAAGGCGGAUGCGCAGCUUGACCCUGCCCAUCUCAACUUUAGUUGCCGGGGAAAACUGGCGCUGGCGUCUGGGUAUUCCGUCCGUUCUGGCCCUCCCACUGCCGUUCUGCCACCGCGGAUGGCCCACAAUCGUGCCCCGACGAGCCCGGUCAGGGUCUCCGACUUUUACUCGUCUCUCGCUUCGCACACGGGCUUGGAAUAUACCGCAGACUUUGUGGCAGCCCAGAUUGAGAGGACAAAUGGUUUCUCAACAGUCCGCUUCAACCGGCCACGGGCAGACGGGCUGUACCUACACCCGGCAAUGCUGGAUGUGGCUUCCCAUGGCCUGCUCGCGAUUCUGUCGGCCCACCAAGAGGGGAUGUCUGCCGUCACGUACCUCCCCUCCGCGAUUGCACGUGUCCGAAUUGAUGUCACCCGCCUGCUGCAUGUUUCUGGUGGAGGAUCCCUUGUUUCGCAGAGGACUGCCGACCGUGGUUGCUCUGAGUUGACUGCCGACUGCCAUUUCCUACGCAGGUCGCCGACCGAAAUCAAGGCCGACAUUGAUGUUUUCGGCGGAACGGAUGAAUACCCCGAGAUUCAGAUUGAAGGGUUAACGUGCUCCCCUUUUGGUGCCUUCACCGAGCGGGAUGACAGGAUCAUCUUCUCUCGAGCGGUCUGGAGCAGGGACAUUUCGUCUGGUGUCGACAUAGCCUGCCUGGAUGGCGAGCCCGACAACUUCAACCUGGCGGAGCAUAUGGAGAAGACGGAUCUAGUGACGAGGGCUGUGUACUUUUAUCUCCGCAAGCUACGAGACCACUUUGCUCCGGAGGAUAUCCCUCACAACAACCAUAACCAUCAGUCACGCGCACACUUGACCGCUUUCUGGACCUGGGCCGUCAAUCACACUCUAGCCAGGAUCGAGGCCGGACAAGACCCCAGAGUUCAAGUCCGCAAGGAGUGGGCUAGCGACACGCGUGAGGAUUUGCAGCGAUGGAGUCAACGGUUCCCAAGCCUUAUCGACCUAAAGGUGGUCAUCAAUUUGGGCGAAGAGCUACCAAAUAUCCUGAGGGAUCACGUCCCUGCUCUCCAGGUCCUGAUGCAGGACGACAUGCUCUCGGACUACUAUCACCGAGCACUCGGGCUCGAGAGAGCCAACCGGUGCGUCGCUGCCGCUGCGGCGCAAAUCACCCAUCGCUAUCCUGACCUCAACGUAAUCGAAAUUGGUGGGGGUACGGGCAAUGCGACUCUUGCCAUCUUGCCCAGCAUCGCCGACAAGUUUGCUUCCUACACCUUCACCGACAUUUCGUCGGGGUUUUUUGAAAAGACGCGCCGUGCCCUCGGGACCCAUGCUGCGAGGCUAGCGUUUAGGACCCUGGAUAUUUCGCGCGAUCCCGUCGGCGAACAGGGCUUCGAGGCUGGCGCAUACGAUUUGAUCGUCGCAUCCAACGUGCUCCACGCAACGCCCAAGAUGGUCGAAACGUUGCGCAACUGCAGACGGCUGCUCCGCCCAGGAGGCUAUCUGCUGCUUCUGGAGAACACGGCCAGUUCUCUUUCGACGGAAUUCAUCUUUGGCAUGUUGCCUGGCUGGUGGCUUGGCGCAGACGAGGGGCGCAAACUCACCCCCCUUAUCGACCAGGCACGCUGGCAUGAGCUGCUAUUGCAAGCCGGUUUCUCCGGGGUGGAUGUGGUCGCUCGCGACGUCGCAGAGCACCCCCGCUACCAUACAUAUUCCGUGAUGGUGAGCCAGGCAAUAGAUGACCACGUCGCGUUUCUCCGUGAACCACUCAACACCACGCCUGGUAUCACCAUCACCAAGCUCCGAAGCAUCGUCGUCAUUGGCAGCACGCAGCCGACCGCUAUGUCGCUUGCCAAGAAUGUUGCAAAUCUUGUCUGUCCCUUCGCCGAGAAGGUGAGCGUGCUGCAGAGCGUUGACCAUGCCUACGACCAAUUCCAUCCCGAUUCCGCAGUUAUAUGCUUGGCGGAGCUGGUAGAGCCAGUGCUGCGAAACGUGUCCCAACGAACUCUAUCGGCGCUUCAAAACAUCCUGUGCAAAUCCACCCACGUCCUGUGGCUGACCAAAGGUCGUCUCAGCGGCACUGAGCCACAUACCAGUAUGGUCCUUGGCAUUGCGCGAUGCGUGAUGUUGGAGCUGCCCGGACGGCCGAUGCAAUUUGUCGACUGCGAGGAGUUUGAGAUGGAUUCGGUGGGCGCCCGGCGGGUUGCACGUUCCUUUUUGCGCCUGGUGUACCUCGGCCGACCCGAAUGCAAGGAGGUCUUGUGGAGUAGGGAGACGGAAGUGGCAGCAGAUCGCCACUGGAACGAGCUGUUGCCGAGAAUCAAGCCUCACAACGAACUCAACAAUCGUCUGAAUUCAAGAGCGAGGACCAUCGUUGACAAUGUCCGACCGUCGACCGGGAAAUAUCCGUUACGAUUGGUGCCAGCCCGCAACGGCUCAUUCACAGUUCACCAGAUGCCUGGGCUGCUUUCUCCGCGUGCAGAUCGUGGACGCCACAGGAUAGCCGUCAGACUAUCCUCGGUUUGUGGUUUCAAGACAAAAGACGCAGCUGAACCGCUGUAUCUGUGUUUUGGGACAGAGCAAAAGUCGGGCCGACAAGUUGUCGCUUUGUCCUCUAUUAAUGCCUCCAUCAUUGAAGUUCCGCUCGCCGCUUUCUGGACCAUCGAUACGGACCGGGAGCUGGAUGCAGAAACCUUUCAGCUUCUUCCCAAGCGCAUCAUCGCCGAACACCUCGUCAGCGAGGCCCGUGGGUGCAUAUGGGUUCAUGGAGCGGAUAGAUCGCUCACCGAGAUAUUGACCGACGUGGCGAAGCGGGAUGGAGUCAGCGUCUAUUUCAGCAGCUCCGAGGAUCCUAUCGAGCUACCGGCCAACCACGCAUUCAUCCAUCCCCAGACCACAGCCCGAAGGCUCGAGCUGAUAGCUCCUCGAGGGGUCAGCAUCUAUGCCAACGUGAGCAGCGCUGAGAGUAAGGGCACGGCUUUGGAUGACUUGAUCCGCACAGCAGUCGGCAGUAAGGCAAUCAUUUUGGAACUGCCGCGCCAUGUUGACAACUCGGACGGGGAGCGAACACAAUGGGUGGUUGAGCUGGCCUACACCCAGACACGCCUGCUCCGCGCCAUUUGGGACCAGCUCAAUGCAACGAGGAAACCGGUUACAGCAAACAGCGGGAGAAGUAGGUCCCGGGUGUUGGCCGCUGCGGCUGUUGAUUCUGCUGCUGGCAUCCCCGACGUGGCAGACGUCGUAGACUGGAAUCCUGAGCAUGCUAUCCCGGCCAUGGUUCGGCCGCUCGACGCCCGGCUUUUAUUGUCGGCCGAUAAAACGUACUUUUUAGCCGGCCUGACGGGUUCCGUAGGGCUUUCGCUCUGCAACUGGAUGGCAGAUAACGGGGCACGGUACUUUGCCGUAGCAAGCCGCAAUCCGUUGAUCAGUGCCGAGGCUGUCGAGAGACUUGCCCGCAAAGGAGCCACCCUCCGGAUACUCUCUGCGGACCUAUCCGACUGCGAGAGCCUCGCUGCUGCCCGCCGCAGUCUCACAGCCCCUGAGCACGGACCCGCCAUGCCCCCAGUCGGAGGAGUGGUCAACGGCGCCAUGGUUCUCCGCGACAAGGCGUUUGAAAACAUGUCGAUUGAAGACUUCGAGGCCGUUCUCCGCCCCAAGGUGCAAGGAUCUCUCAACUUGGAAGCGGUUUUUGGCAGCCAGGACGACCUCGACUUCUUUGUCUUUCUCUCCUCGGCAUCAAGCGUGCUGGGCAUCCCGGGCCUGGCCAACUACGGCGCGGCAAACCUCUUCAUGUGCGGCUUGGCCCAGCAGAGGAGGCGUGCAGGAAAAGCGGCAUCCGUCAUUGACAUCGGUGCCCUUGCCGACGUCGGCUACCUUACACACUCGUCCAACCCACACGAGGCCACCGAGCUCGCUCGCAAGCACAACACGAAGCCGCUGUCCGAGUCAGACUUGCAUGAGAUGUUCGCUGAAGCAAUCUAUGCUGGCUCGAGAGAUUUUGAGCAGGAAGCCGACCUCAUGACGGGCAUCGGUUUCUGGGACGUCUCUCGCCCGGACAAGGCGCACUUGAGGCCAGGCUGGUUCGACCAACCGAGGAUGUCACACUACAUGAUCCGAAAAAGCGACGACGCUGCUUCUGGCAGCUCGAACCUGAAAUCUUCUGACAUUCAGAAGCCUAGUGUUAAGGCCCAGCUUGCGGGAGCAGGGAAUGAUGCCAACGCUGCCCUGCGCAUCUUGGAGUCGGGCCUGCUGCAAAAGAUCGAGAAGGCGCUACAGAUGCCUGCCGGCACGCUUGAUGCACAGGCACCGCUCCUGUCACUCGGCAUGGAUUCAUUGGUGGCAAUCCAGGUGCGGUCGUGGAUUGCCGAGGAAUUGGGCGUCAGCAUGCCCGCGUUGGGAAUCCUGGCGAGCCCGUCAGUCAGGGACCUGAGCGCCGAGCUGUUCAGCAAGCUGCCAGGCAUGAUGCAGUCAGACGGUACCACGACUCGUGACUCUGAAGCAGAGCAGAACACCAACAGCGGCAUCUCAACGCCCCGAUCACCUGUCUCUUCAGCUGCGGCCGAUUCGAAUUCCUCUGGGUCGUCACCUCCGCAACUCGGCACCACUGGCUCGGCUGGAUCACUGACCACAUCAGGUGUUCUCGAAGGCGACAAAAUCGACUUGCAGGCCGCCGACUCGGAACUUUCAUCUGCAAAAGCAUGUUCGGCGCAGAGAUAUACACGAGACGGAAGGCUCUCGCACGGCCAGGACCGCUUGUUCUUCCUGCACAGGUACCUCGCCGACAAAUCAACGUACAACUGUGCAAUUGCCGGCAGAAUCCACGGCCCGGUCGAUGCCAUUAAGCUGAGAGAGGUCGUACGAAGAGUCAUGUUGAUGCACGAGUCGCUCCGCAGCUGUUUUUUCCUCGACGAUGCGACGGGCACAGGUCGUCAGGGAGUCAUAUCCAAUCCCAACUUGGACUCCGUUUUGGAACACCGCCUUAUUGCGCCCGACGGAGACGCCGAAUUCAAAGCCGAACUCGACCGGAUGCGCAAGCACGAGUUCAAUCUCCAAAAAGGCGAGACGGUCAAGGUAACGGUGCUUUCGCAGACGCCCACCGAGCAUUUCAUCAUUAUCGCCUACCACCAUAUCGUGAUGGACGGACUCAGUCUUGUGGCUUUUCUUGGUCAACUGCAAGCCGCAUACUCGGGCGACGCCUGGGAACUGGUUACGCCGUCGGUGCAAGCCAUCGACCUUGCUGAGGUUCACCGCGAAGCCUGCGCUAAUCCAAAGACGCUUCAGGAGGACAUCAAGUUCUGGCACGAGGUUCACCACAACGGACCCGCCGCUCUGCCCCUAUUCUCCUUCGCCAAGACGAAGUACCGCAAGCAGCCGCUCGACGCGUAUGGAUCCCACAGCUUUGAGAUCAGGCUCGACGCGGCUUUUGCGCGGCGUGUCAAGGACCUAUGCGCUCAGCUGUGCGCCACGCCCUUUCAUCUGUAUCUCGCAUCGCUCGCCGCCUUUCUGUCGAGGUGGCUCGACGUUUCCGACUUGUGCAUCGGAAUUGUGGAUUCGAGCCGCCCCGGCGAUGGCAACACAGAAACGAUUGGCUACUUUCUGAACAUGCUCGCGCUGCGUUUCCGGCUAGAUGGGAAUUCCAGCUUCGGCGCGCUGGUCAAGCAGACACGCGAUAUUGUCUUUUCGGCGCUGGCACACUCUACCACGCCCUUCGAUGCCGUGCUUGACCACCUCCGCGUUCCCAGGGACGCCCACCACCCGUUGUUUCAGGUGGCCAUGAACUAUCGCAUAGGCCACGAGUCGACGCGUGCGGCGUGGGGCGCGUGCGAUGUUGAGUGGACUGACAUGAUCGUUGCUCGCAACCCGUUCGAUAUCCAUCUGGACAUUACCGAGAUUGGACAGGACGGUGGUGUAUGGAUAGCCCUGGGAGUGCAGAGCUACAUGUAUUCGGAGUUUGAUGCUCAGAUGCUGGCCAAGUCGUUUGUUUGUCUAGUCAGAGCCGUGAUCGACGACCCGGGUGCGGCAAUAUCGGCAACGGUGCGCAGCCUCGGCUUGGGUGAGGAUAGUGAGCGGCAGGCUGCCAUCGCUCUCGGUCGCGGCCCAGAAAUGGACCUAAGCGGACUCGCAGGGACUCUUGUCCAUCAAGUCGAAGGGGUGGCGGUCCAGUACGCGAACGAUGUGGCCAUCAGAGACGGGUCCGGCGUGCCAAUCACGUACACAGCAUUGAUCCGCCUCGUUAAGAGCAUCAGCCGAUCGUUGCAGCGACACGGGGUGCGUGCUGGGCACCGCGUUGGCGUCUGCGUUGCCCCCUCAGCAGGUGCAUUGUGCGCCAUGCUUGCUGUUAUGCGUCUAGGAGCGAUUUACGUUCCCUUGGAUCGACGCAAUCCGGCAGAGCGCUUGGGACUCAUUGUCGCUGACUGCCAACCACGAAUGCUGAUAUACCAGGGCCAACAAGACGCAGCUCUGAUCCGCAAUCUGAAAAAGCAUGCGGAAUUUUCGGUCCUCGACCUCGACCAGUCGACACAGCCCGGAGUCCCGCUACCCGGAGAGGAUUCUGAAGACGCAAUAGUAGCUAUGCCAGACGAGCCCGCCUGCGCCAUAUACACCAGCGGUUCCACGGGGAAGCCCAAGGGCGUCAUUAUGACGCACCGUAACCUCGUCAACCAGGUGUUCGCCGUCAGCAGCAUGCUUGAGAUCGGCCGAGAAACUGUACUUCAACAGUCGUCGCUUGGAUUCGAUUGCUCGAUGGAGCAGAUUUUCGGCGGCCUCGCCCACGGGGGCACCGUCAUCGUAGUCCCCGAGGAAGCACGCGGCGACCCGGCCGCUGUGGCGUCCAUCAUGGUGGCUGAGCGUGUGACCUAUACCGUCGGUGUGCCGUCCGAAUAUGCGGCGCUGCUUUAUUUCGGCCGAGAGAAGCUCAAGGAAUGCUCCACCUGGCGCUUGGCCGUCAGCGGCGGAGAGAAGCUUUCUGCAAGCCACGCCGCCGAGUUUGUUUCGUUGGGGCUGCAUCACCUUCAACUUGUGAAUGCGUACGGGCCGGCCGAGGGGACUAUCUCGUGCAGUCGUGGGGCCAUCAGUUACAACACGCCGGGGGAUGUGGUAGGAGACCCGCACAUGGGCCGUGUCAUGGCCAAUUACUCCGUCGUCAUUGUCGACGAGCACCUCCAGCCUGUCCCUGUGGGACAUCCAGGUGAGAUCUGCAUCGGCGGCGAGGGAGUUGCGAAGGGAUACAUCAACCGCCCCGACGAAGACAGGGAGCGGUUCUUAACGAGCCCUGAUUUUGCAACAAAAUUUCAGUUGAAGCACAGUCGAUUGUACCGGACGGGGGAUCUGGGGCGCAUCUUGCCCGACGGGACGAUGCACUCGCUUGGCCGCGUCCAGGGAGACAGCCAGGUCCAGAUCCGCGGAGUGAGAGUCGAGCUGGACGAGGUGGCGGCGGCAAUUGUAAGGACAGCCGGAUCUGAUACGAUCAGCGACGCGGCAGUGUCGUUGCGAGAUGGCGAUUUGCUCGUUGCUUUUGUCCUUGUUAAUCCCAAACUGCGAGCCACCGGACAGGUCGUGACGCAACGCUCACUAGAAGACAUCCUUAAGCGCCUACCGCUGCCGAUAUACAUGCGUCCUUCGCUGAUCGUACCGGUUGAGGACCUGCCUAGGACGGAGAACGGCAAACGAGACCGACGGCGGAUCGAUACGCUUCCCGUCCCUGAAAAUUGGAUCAAAGCGGGCAUCGACACCGAAGAAGGACAAGAAUUGACAGCGCUCGAGCUGCAAAUCAAGCAGGCCUGGGAGCACGUCCUCCCUCCUGCCGUCCGUCCGCCCAUUCUCGGCCCAAAAUCAGACUUUUUCCGGGCUGGAGGCAACUCCCUGCUUCUCCUGCAUCUCCAAGCAGCGCUGCGGGCAAGUUUCGGUACGCACAUUCCACUUCCAGACCUCUUCCAGUCUAGCACCCUCGGCGGCAUGGCAGCGUUGCUCGAGCCUGCCGCACGCGCGGCUCCCUCUUCCGCAGAAAACAUGGACUGGACGCAAGAGGUGGAAACGCUCGCCAAUGACGUAGUCGUCCCUUCGUCGCAGCGUAGCGACCCGAAACCCCCUCGCCGACGAAGACAACCAGACGGCCUGAUUGUCCUCCUCACCGGCGCCACCGGGUUUCUGGGCACACACCUGCUCUCGCAGCUCAUCGAUGACCCGCGCGUGCGCACCAUCCACUGCGUCGCCAUCCGGCCCGAUCCCGUCUCUGGCCACCCCCGGCACGUCGCGCGCAGCACAUCGCCAAAGGUUGUGGAACACGCCGGCGACCUGGGCGACCGGUACUUGGGCCUGUCCAAAGAGACGUUCGCCCGCCUCGCGGAGGAGUGUGACCUCCUGAUCCACAACGGCGCCGACGUGAGCUUUCUCAAGACGUACGCGUCGGUGAGGGCGCCCAACGUGCUCUCGACGCGGGCCGUGGCCGAGAUGGCCCUGGCGGCCGGGGCGCACGUGCACUUCGUCUCCACCGCGUCGGUCGCCAAGUUCUCCUCCGCCUCUUCCUCCUCUUCACGCGCCGCCGCCGCUGCCGCCAGUACACCGCUGCCGCCCGUCUCACUGCUCGGCGACCCGCCCGCCGCGGCGGCGCACGACGAGGGCUACCUCGCGUCCAAAUGGGUGUCGGAGGCUUUGCUCGAGCGGCUGGCGGCGCUGCGCGGUCUGCGCGUGCAGAUCCACAGGCCCGUAUCCCUUGCCCUGCGCGGCGAGACGCCGGCCGUGGACAUUGUUGGCACGCUCAUGACGUUUGGCAAGGAGAUGGCGGCCGUGCCGAGGAUGCACGACGGUGGCCGGAUCGAGGGGCUAUUGCAAUUGGCUAGCGUGGAGGAGGUAGCUGGCCGGAUUGGUCGGACCGCGGUCGAGUCGGUCGCGCUGACCACGUCAUCAUCAGAGGAAGGCGAGGCUCGGGGGAGGGAAGGUGGGGUGGUCUUUACGCAUUAUUGCGGGGAGAAAAAUGUAUCGCCGGACGACUUCUCCGCAUUCCUGAGUGAGCAAAUUGGAAAGAUCGUCGAGGAAUGGACGAUGGAGAGGUGGUUAGAGGCUGCAAGGAAGAGGGGUCUCGAUCCUCUCGUUGGGGCGUACUUGGAGGAAUGGUGGACAAGGGGGAAGAAACUGGUGCUGCAUGUAAUCAGUGAGAGCUAAAGCGUUGGCUGGAUGGGUUAGACUGAGAUGCGCUUGUACAGUACUUGUGCCGUAUAAAAGGUAGCCUUCUUGUCCAUUCCUUUUUGUUCGUUUUAACCGGUUUAUUUU
This is a messenger RNA of Canariomyces notabilis, 12380 nucleotides long. RefSeq lists its product as uncharacterized. Gene Ontology annotation, biological process: secondary metabolite biosynthetic process; fatty acid biosynthetic process. The transcript has 3 exons. Lineage: Eukaryota; Fungi; Ascomycota; Sordariomycetes; Sordariales; Chaetomiaceae. The coding region runs from base 102 to 12272 and encodes 4056 amino acids. The record is from RefSeq and is a predicted model, not a curated record. Gene Ontology annotation, molecular function: 3-oxoacyl-[acyl-carrier-protein] synthase activity; fatty acid synthase activity; phosphopantetheine binding.